GGAAAAAAAAUUAGGUGGCCGAGACAAAAAAUAAUAUAAAAAAAAAUGUCUUAAAUAUAGAAAGAGGAAUUCCACAUGGUUGUCAACUCUUCCAUUACAAAUCUUUGUACGACGGAAAUGGUCACGAAUGGGAAAUGACGUCACGGCGAAAAAUUUCCCUCCAGAUGGCGACUCGGAACAAUAGCCCCGGAGGCCCACUCUAGAUCGGAGGGUGAGUUGCCUCUCAGUCUUGUCUGUCGCCGAUACAGUUUAUAGGUGACAGUUUGUCGCUUGUCUCCCAUCUAAACUCUAUAUCAGUCACACAGGAUUGUCAAAUGAAGAAGAAAACGAUGCGCGUUACUCCCUUAUCUAUAGUUUACUCUUCUCAUCUCAAUAGGAAGUAAGCCGCUCUUGUCAAAACAGAUUAAAUAUAAUUUGUGCGUUACCAAGAUAUAGAAGAAAGAUGAUUCUGCAAGUAAAAUAUAAUAAUAAAUUAUCCUUCUUUACACUUAUCUGCAGAGUCAUUCAUUGACUGCUGUUAUGGUCAUUUAAAAUGGCUAUAUCAAGGCAACCAGAAAUUAUCACAACAGAUUCUAGUGGAGAAGGAUUAUGUGAAGAACAACCAUCACGUGGAGAAACAAGGUGGAAAAGAUUUCAUCCAUUUAAGGUAGUUCGAAAAAUUUUCUGUCGUCGAAUAAAACGACAAGGAACUGAAGAAGUACAAGAAAGCUCAAAAAAAUCUUGGUCAACUAGUGAAUUACAAUAUAUACCAAAUGAUGAAAAUAGAUUUCAGGAUCACUCACCUCCUUAUAAAGUAGGUCUUAGUGUAUCCCAUGAUAGUAUCUUUUCUCAUGAUCAUAGCCCUGUUAAUAUGGAUCCUGAUGAAUUAGAAGAAUUACAGACAUCAUCACUUUCAAUUCCUAGAACUGAAAUGAAAGGCUUUAGGGAUGAACUAUUUACUAGAGUUAGAGCACGAAGAGAUUCAGAUGAUGAAGAUGUAGGGCUUCCGCAUAGUCCUUGUACUAGCCCAACUACAGCAGAUGUUCUUUCUCAAGGAUUAAAGGAGAAAUCUACAAAAUCUUUAAAUACUUGUAGUGCAGGAAGUCUUCUUAGUAUGGAGAGCUUAGAAAAUGAAGAGGAUUCUCUUGGACAAUUAUCCUCCGGCCAUUCAUCGCGAGCAUCACUAUUAGAUCGUUCAAUAGGAAAUGAUAGUGAUAUAGACACUAGUCAGUCUGUACCACUUAGUCAUGAAGCAGCUCUUCAUAAAAUAGCUGUACGUCCUAAACGCACUCAUAGAUUGCCACGACAGAGAAGAUUAAAACAGUUAGCACCACAGAAUACAAGUUUACCGAUAACACCAGAAUUAACUGAGGAAGGAAGAAAAUCUCCACUCAUUGGCAUUAAGAAAGAAUCUGAAAAUACAGUGGAAAUUAAUAAAGAAUUACCAAAACAAGAUGAAAAGAAAGAUCAUAUUCUUAAUAUUAUAGCUUCAGUACAUCAAACUUCUCAUUUACAACAAAAAUCUAAACAAACUUCGGCUACUUUACCAUUAGAUACCAAAUCUGUUGAUGGAAGUCAGCUAAUGAGAAGUAGAUCUGCAGCUGCUGAUCUCAAAUCAUAUCAGGAAAAUAGAUCAAGAACUUAUCUGUCAAUGGAAAAAAUGGAAAAUAUAAAAGAUCAAAAGGAGAUUAGUUAUAAAUCAAGCCAAAACAAAGGUAUUGUUAUUACAGUAAAUAAAAUGGAAACCACAUUCAGUGUUGAUGGCGAUGUAAACACUUGUCAGGAACAGCGAAUAGAAACAAUUAUUAGUGAUACAGAAAUGGAGGAUUUUGCACAAAUUGAUAAUAAACAAUAUAGUGAAAAUAGGAAAAUCACGACUGAUGUCUCUAACUGUGAUAUUCAUAAUUUUGAAAGAAAAACAUGUGAAAAAGAUGUAUCUUCAUCUAAAGAUGAAAAACUUACUGCUUAUGAUGUUAAAAAUUUAAAUAAAGAAACUGAAUCACAUAAAAUAUCAAUGGAUAUGACAAAUUAUAAUUUGCAUAAAAUAAAAUGUGAAAAUGAAGAAAGUACUACUACCAUUAUAAAAACUGGUUCAUCUAAUAUUGAAAAUUUAUCUUCUGAUAGUUCACAGCAAUUAUCUGGUUCCCACUCAGUUGCUGUUGUUACUGUCACCCAAUCUGAAUCUUCUCAUUUAAUUAAUGAAACAAUUAAACUACCUGUUCUAGGUGCUUAUGGUAAAACAGUUAUUCACACUGGAGGAGAUGUUUGGAGUGUUAAUAAUGUACAAAAUGAACCUGAAGUCAACCAAAAGAAUAUUGGUGUUCAAAAUCAGGAUUCUCGAGCAAGUAAUCGAGAAAAUUUAUUUGAAAUGGUAACAACCAGUAAUGAAAAAGAAAUAAAUGAAAAGUUUGAAACUUCAAAACAUUUUACUGAAAAAAUUGCUUUAAGCAAAGAAAAAAAUCCUGUUACACAGAAACGUUUUUCUGUUGAAAUUGUUCCCUUCAGUCAACGCAUUAAAGAUCCAAAUUAUGCAUUUUCAUCACCCAACAAAAUAGAAAACAGAUUUAGAAAUGUUGAUAAAGUUACAAGUAAGGAAUCUUCUAUAGAUUUAUCAACAAAAAAAGAAAACUUAACUGAAAGUAUUGUUUAUAAUGAAAAAUUAGAAUCCAAACAUCAAGAAAUGUCAUUAGAUAGUGGAAAAUUAAAUUGUCCUGUUCAUAUACGAAUUCAUCGUGGAAGUAAUGUAGAAAGUUCUGAUAAGAUUGGAAAUAUCUUGAAUCAAGUGGAACUUACAAGUACUUCUCUCUUUAAACAAAAUUCACAAAAAGAAACACUAAAAGAAAAUUCUAGUGAAUUGAAAAAGUUAAAUUCAUUUAUUUCCUCAGAUGAAAAGAAGACAUUAUCUGAGAAUACAAAUGACAAAGGAUUAAAUAAAAGUAGGAAAACUGAUAUGAAACUUGACAAUUCAGAACAAAAUAAAACUGGAGAAUUACUUAUUAGAGCACAAGAUGAUAAUACAGCAAUUAAUUCAAGUUUUACAACUGAUAGUUUAUCAAAACAAAGUUUAAUGGAAACAAAUUGUGAAACAACAAUAAUGGAAGUGAAUGUAAGAGAAACAACUCAAAUUUGGGAAAAAAUGGUAGCUGCAGAAAGUAGUUCCAUAGAAUCAAAGAAUAAACAGUUGUCAAGAAGUUCUUCAACAACUUCUGAAGAAGAACCAGAGCUUUUAAGAGUAUUUGCCAGAAGAUCAAUCAAACAAAAAUCAGAUGAAAAGGAUAUAAUAGAUAAUAAAACUAAUAUUGAAGAUACAGUUACUGUUAUAAAUUCUAAAAUUUUAGAUCAGAAAGAAUCAAAUAUAAUUAGUACAUCUAAUCACAGCACUAUUAUUAAGAUAUCAGAAACAGCCACACCUAAAUCAUCUGAUAAAUUACAAUCUAUUAACAUUCAAAAAUCAGGAAUAGAAAGAGUUUCUCCUAUAUUUCAAAAAGUUCAAAAAUUAGAUACAGAAAUCAAAAAUCCAAAAUCUUUAAAAUCAGAAAAAAUAUAUUCAAGUGAUUUGAAAUAUUCAGUUGAAACAAAAUCUGCUGGAAAUCAAAAUAUCGAAAAUGAUUCUCCAGUCAUCAAAGAUAAAAUGAUUUCAAUAAAAAGAGCUCCAUCUGUUGAAUCAUGUCCAAAAUCUUCAAUUAGUGAUGUUAAGACAUCGUGUCAACAAAUGCCAUCCGAAUCUUUAUCUGAAAAAAGCACAACUACAGAGAUCAUCAAUAAAUCAGAUGACACAAAACUAAAAGGUACUGUACUUCAAAGGACUCCAAGUGAUGGCAGAACAAAACCACCAAUUGAUACUAAGCCUGUACUUCAUAAAAUUAUAAAUGAUGCCAAAUUAAAAAAUGAUACAGAUGAUGCCAAAAUAAAAAGGGUGCCAUCCAUAAACUCAGAAUCAGAAUCACAAGAAACUGAAACAUUGUUAAAAACCACUAUACAAAACACUCAAACCUUAUGUAGUGGAAAUAAAGUAGUUGUGACUGAAAAAUUAAAGAAUAAUGAAAAAGAGAAUUCAGUUGCUUUUGCUACCAACAGACAAACUGAGCCACCAAUCAUAUCAACUCCCCAGAGGUGGCGUAAUAACAAAGUUCGUUCUCACACGACUUCUGAAGUCUCUCCAUCUGAUGUACACAAAGCUCAGUUGAGACAAAGGAAAGCUAGUGCUCCAGACCUACCAUCUACAAUUAAACAAAUAGAUGUAUGUGCAAAGGAGAAUUUAUACAGCACACCAUUACAUGGACAUAAACCGGAACCGCCUCCAAAAUCACCUUCUGUUACAGCACUAGUUGCAUCUAAAAGUCCUUCUCUUGGUAAUACAACUACAGAAAAUUCAAAAUUAAAAGAUAUUUCUAUUGCUUCAGUUAAAAAUAACAAAGAAGCAAAUCUUCCAUCUUGGCUCCAAUUAGCACAACAACGAAGAGAGCAAAGGGAACAACGUGAACGACUACUAAUGGGUCCCACAACCACUACUUUCGUUUUAGAGAGUUCUGGAAAGCCUACAAGAAAUUCUAAAGUAUGGGAUAUGGUCCAUAAUUUUCAAAAAUUACAAAUGACCUAGCAAAUUCAUCUGUGAAUUUUGCAAAUAAUGUUAUUGUUAUUAAUAUUCGAACUAUAUUAUUGAACAAAAGAAAGAAAACUAUUUGAAUCAGAUUAUCUUAUAACAUAGAAUUGUAUUCUUUGAUAUAAGAUAACAACAAUUAUCACAUUUUAUAGUUUUUUAUCUUAUAAAUAUAAAAAGUAGAAAUUAAGUGUUUCACUUAAUAAAUAACAAAUAACUCUUUUAUCUAGCCUUUAAAAAGUUUCUGUUUUAUGAAAUGCAGUACAUUUAAGGCAAUUUAUAAAGGUUAUUAAAAUUUGAUUUUAAGAAAUUUAUUGACAAUUAAGAUAAAUUAAAAUUUCAACACAAAAUUUCUAUUUUUCUGCCAAGAAUAAGUAAUACAGUUAACACAAAAAAUUCCAUCUGUUAGAACUUUCUUAUAAUUUAUCAUUUAAAAAAUUUUAUUUUUAUAAUAAAGUUUUAAAAAAUA
Centruroides sculpturatus (bark scorpion) is the source of this 5048-nucleotide messenger RNA. Its product is annotated as FK506-binding protein 5-like. The transcript is spliced from 12 exons. Lineage: Eukaryota; Metazoa; Arthropoda; Arachnida; Scorpiones; Buthidae. Bases 533 to 4579 code for a protein of 1348 amino acids. The record is from RefSeq and is a predicted model, not a curated record.